This is a messenger RNA of Parastagonospora nodorum SN15, 261 nucleotides long. RefSeq lists its product as hypothetical. Lineage: Eukaryota; Fungi; Ascomycota; Dothideomycetes; Pleosporales; Phaeosphaeriaceae. The transcript has 2 exons. The coding region runs from base 1 to 261 and encodes 86 amino acids. The record is from RefSeq and is a predicted model, not a curated record.
AUGGAGAAACUUGUUGGUAAAAAACCAUUACCUGAAAAGGUUUACCGUGAGUCGAUCAUACAAGAGCUGCAGGAUGGCCCCAAGACAUUCCCAGGAUUGUGGGGACGACAAACGAUCCUGCGCGAGCAGCUUCUUGUCUGGGUACCAACUUGCAUGUUCUGGCUCAUACUGCAGUGGGACGAGAAGUUGCUGCCGCCACGUUCGCAUACAGUUCCAGGUACGGCACCGCAAGACUUCAGGACCCGUUCAAGUGCUGGCUGA